This is a messenger RNA of Ictalurus furcatus (blue catfish), 3345 nucleotides long. RefSeq names its product DEAD (Asp-Glu-Ala-Asp) box helicase 61 (gene ddx61). Gene Ontology annotation, molecular function: RNA helicase activity; mRNA binding; ATP binding. The transcript has 14 exons. The record is from RefSeq and is a predicted model, not a curated record. Lineage: Eukaryota; Metazoa; Chordata; Actinopteri; Siluriformes; Ictaluridae. The coding region runs from base 887 to 2323 and encodes 478 amino acids. Gene Ontology annotation, biological process: cytoplasmic stress granule assembly; P-body assembly. Gene Ontology annotation, cellular component: cytoplasmic stress granule; P-body.
UCAGUUGUGUGAGGACUUGUGCACGCGCGGCCAUGUUGACUGAAGUCUGACGAGACAAAGGGACAGUGUUCAUGAGAGCUACAGCAACAAGGAGUUUCCUAGCACAGAAGCGGAUACUUACGUUUAAGAGAUCAACGAAGAUUUAAAUCCUUGAGGUUAAAAAGGUGGAGUACAGCAGAAUCCAGAUUUUUCUUCACCGAGGUGCUCAAAGAGACGACAAUCCGGAGAGAAAAGAAGCAGCUAACGAAUGCAGAAUUGAAGUAAUUCUGUAUUGUCUUUCCGGAUUCAAUAUACUGCCAUUAGGUUCACUAGGGACAUAUUUCUAUAACAUUGCUCAUAAAGAUAAAGAAACACCAAAAAACUUUGUAGAUCAUAACCUGAAAUGAACAUUUCUGAAUUUCAUACACUCUUCAGCACUUGGAUCUGAAAACAAUAUCAAAGGUAGUGAACCUCAGAGAAAGACAAAAUACUGGAAUUUAAUUGAAGAUAGAAGUAGACAUUUUACAAAAUCUUCUGGGUUAACAAAAGUGACAAAGAAAGAUAGCAUAUUUGUGCUUUUACAUACAAAAGUCCAAAGGCUCGAUUUGAAUGAUUUCAAAAAUACACACUUGCUAAUCGUGUAUUUUAAUAGCGGCAGCAGGUUAUAUUUAUUCUUAUAAAUACUAUUUUCUCCUCUUUUGGGAGAGUUUUCAUAAACUAUUUUCAUACGUCAACACCUCUUAUUUUCAAGAGGUCUGCACGUACAAGUGAGAGUAGUACACACGACUGUUUACACAGUAGGGUAUUGAGUUUGACAGAAGCAGUGACGGAACAGGAGAUUAGCGAAAGCAUCCUAGAAGAGAAAUCUUCAAGACACCAACGACUCGGAGAAGUUAUUCCUAUAGCAAUGGCCACUGCAAGGACGCAGAUCCCCACCUCGGUCAUGGGAGUCACCAAGCAGAAUGGGCAGGCAAGGUCAGCGGACCUCCAGUCGGGAUCACACCCAGCAACAGUGUUCAGUGCCUCCAAGAAAGGAAGCAGUAUACCACACACCAGUGGUGGCAUCAGAUUUGGAGAUGACUGGAAGAAGUCCCUGCAACUCCCACAAAAAGAUAUGAGAGUGAAAACCUCAGAUGUGACCGCAACCAAGGGCAAUGAGUUUGAAGACUAUUGCCUUAAACGUGAAUUGUUAAUGGGCAUCUUCGAAAUGGGUUGGGAGAAGCCAUCUCCUAUUCAGGAGGAGAGCAUUCCUAUUGCCCUAUCAGGAAGGGACAUUCUAGCCCGGGCCAAAAAUGGCACAGGGAAGAGCGGAGCCUACCUCAUCCCUCUCCUGGAGAGGAUUGACCUAAAAAAGGAUCAUAUUCAAGCCAUAGUAAUGGUGCCAACUCGUGAAUUGGCUCUGCAGGUGAGCCAAAUCUGUAUCAACAUGAGCAGGCACAUGGGGGGAGUGAAGGUCAUGGCCACUACUGGUGGAACCAAUCUAAAAGAUGACAUCAUGCGCCUGGAUGAGACAGUACAUGUGGUGAUAGCCACACCAGGCAGGCUGCUGGACCUUAUGAAGAAAGGUGUGGCCAAAGCUGACAAAGUCCACAUGAUGGUGAUGGAUGAGGCAGACAAGUUGCUCUCUCAAGACUUUGUCAUCCUCAUUGAGGAUAUAAUUGGAUUUUUGGACAAGAAUCGUCAGAUUUUGCUUUAUUCUGCCACCUUCCCUAUCACUGUACAAAAAUUCAUGUCAAAAUACCAAAGAAAGCCCUACGAGAUAAACCUGAUGGAUGAGCUGACUCUGAAGGGCAUCACUCAGUACUAUGCAUAUGUAACGGAGAGACAGAAAGUGCACUGCCUCAACACGCUUUUCUCCAGGCUCCAGAUCAACCAGUCUAUAAUCUUCUGUAACUCAACUCAGAGGGUGGAGCUUUUGGCUAAGAAGAUCACACAGUUGGGCUACUCUUGUUUUUACAUCCAUGCAAAAAUGAUGCAGGAAUACAGAAAUCGUGUGUUCCAUGACUUCAGAAAUGGUCUGUGUAGAAACCUGGUUUGCACAGAUCUUUUCACAAGAGGAAUUGACAUUCAGGCUGUCAAUGUGGUCAUCAACUUUGACUUUCCCAGAAAUGCAGAGACCUAUCUACACCGCAUUGGUAGAUCAGGCAGGUAUGGGCACCUGGGUCUGGCCAUUAAUCUGAUCACUUCAGAUGAUCGUUUCAAUCUGAAGACCAUUGAGGAUCAGCUAGUGACUGACAUUAAGCCAAUUCCCGGCAGCAUUGAUAAGAGCCUAUAUGUGGCAGAGUUCCACUCCAUCAAUCACGAGGAAGAGGAAGAGAAGGAGGAUGCACUCAGUGCACCGUAAUUGAUUCUCCGCUGGAGAAUAGAUGGAUGGUGCUUGGCAUUUUGCACUUCUUCUGUUGAACAUGGGCACAAGAGUGAAGUCCACUUUACAUCAUUUGUCCUUUUUUUUUCUUUUUUUUCUUUCUUUUUUUUAUGCAAAUAUGUCAUUUCCACUGUUGCACUGGCUCUGCAAAGCUGUCCGACUCCUAACUGUUAAAUACCACCCUGCGUGUUACUAGCACUGCUCUAAAAGAAUGUUUUUGUUUUGUUGUUUUUUUGUUUUGUUUUGUUUUAAACAUUACCAUUUCCCAAAUAUGCUAAAUUUGCCUGACACUGUUUUGUUUUGUUACCAAAUAUGAAUGGGUACUAAAUAAGAAUAGUUCAGUAUGGUCAUGUGUAAAACCUACCUCGGCAACCCUGCCCCAUUUUUAAAAAAAAGUGCUAGUAUAGUUGAAAGUGAUUUGUAUAGUUCCCUGUGAUCUUACAUGAGCACUUGCUUACACAGUUAUGCAUAACCUAAGUGCCUUUAGUGCUUUAUGAACACUCAAUGAGACCCCUGGUUCAGGAUUAAGUGGCCUGAAUAUAUUUUUUUAAAAAGCACAAAAUGAAUCAGGUUUUUUGAAUUUGACUUUUUUUUUUUUUUUAAACAUGGCAUGCAUUCCUGUAAGACUUUAUUGCAUGUCUGAGCCAGCUUGUAUUUUACCAGUUUACCCAGUGGAGGUUUUUUUUGCUUUCCUUCAUCUGUUUUGAUGUAAUGAUAGAUUAAUACGAACAAGUGCUUCUGUUAAAAAAAAAAAAAAUGUAAAAAAAGCACUCUGUGUGUAGUUCUCAAAGAUGUAUGAUGCCAGUCUGAGCCAAUUCAAGCCUGCUUUUUCCUCAUUUGUGUUUAAAUUUUACCAUCUUUGGUGCAUUGUGAGUAGAAGUUAUGCUUUUACUGAUGUGUAAAAGGGAGACUCUCCAAAGCUUUCGUUCCAGAUGUCAGUGCCAGCAUCUACACUCCAUUUUCUUUGAAGAGAAAUAAAAUAUCCAGCAUAUUUUCCCAUA